Acipenser ruthenus (sterlet) is the source of this 1932-nucleotide messenger RNA. RefSeq names its product zinc finger protein 436-like. Gene Ontology annotation, cellular component: nucleus. The coding region runs from base 118 to 1764 and encodes 548 amino acids. The transcript is spliced from 4 exons. Gene Ontology annotation, biological process: central nervous system development; regulation of transcription by RNA polymerase II. NCBI's taxonomy places the organism in Eukaryota, Metazoa, Chordata, Actinopteri, Acipenseriformes, Acipenseridae. The record is from RefSeq and is a predicted model, not a curated record. Gene Ontology annotation, molecular function: DNA-binding transcription factor activity, RNA polymerase II-specific; RNA polymerase II cis-regulatory region sequence-specific DNA binding.
GGAAGCGCUUUGAUAACGCGUCCCCUCGAGUCUCACAGAGCAGCGCACUCCUUGGCGUGUCUCAUUGCUGGUGACUCUUCUGCUGCUGUGGAGCUAUUAAGCAGAACCCCGUUUGCCAUGGACAGUGUGAAGAUGGAAUCCAUCCCCAUUAAAGAGGAGCUCCCUAAACUGGAAGUGGUCCCCAUUAGACUGGAGUACUCUGGACUGGCUUCCCUCCCCAUUAAACAGGAGCUCUGUGAGAUGCCAUGUGACAGGAUCAAGCCAGAGGUGUCUGCUGGGGUUAAAACUGAGUGCAGUGAAGUGGAGAUCCCUCAGACAGCAGAACCAGUUCCCAUGAAAGAAGAGGUGCUGGAAGUGAUUAAUCUGGAUCUCCUGAAAGUGGAGUUUGAGUGCUUGAGACCAGGGAGGGAAGAAUACGAGGACUUCAAACCAGCCCCCCCUGAGCCCCUCCCUGAGCUGGGCCCUGUACGCUUGCAGAAGUGUGGCGUGGUGCUGGAGAGAAUCGGUGCGAGAGAUCGAGGCGUUGGAGAGGAAGGCUUUCCCAGCCGCACGCAAGGAAGGGGAAUGGAAGAUGAGAGCUCAGAGUCAGAGUGCAGUCCAGCAGGAGAGCUGCUGCCAUGGAGGGAAGAAUCUGAGGACUUUAAACCAGUCCCCCCUGAGCUGGGUCCUGUACGCAUGCGGGAGUGUAGCGUGGUGCUGGAGAGAAUCUGUGUGAGAGAGCAAGGCGCUGGAGAGGAAGGCUCUCCCAACAGCACGCAAGGAGGCGGAAAGGAAGACGAGAGCUCAGAUUCAGAGUGCAGUCCAGCAGGUUCCAGUUCAGCAGCUAAAGCGAGGGCGGGCGGUGAACAUUCUUACUGUGGGAAUGAUGUCACCCAGUUAGGGAAUUUUAAAACACACCAGCGAACUCGCAGCGAACAGAAACUGUAUCACUGUUCUGACUGUGGAAAGAGUUUCAGGGACUCUGCACACUUUAAAAGACACCAGCGAAUUCACACAGGAGAGAAACCGUAUCGCUGCUCUGACUGUGGGAAGAGUUUCAAUGACUUGGGAAACCUUAAAAGACACCAGCAAAUUCAUACAGGAGAGAAACCAUAUAGCUGCUCUGACUGUGGGAAGUGUUUCAAUGACUCAGGAAACCUUGUUUUACACCAGCGAAUUCACACAGGAGAGAAACCGUAUCGCUGCUCUGACUGUGGGAAGAGUUUCAGAUUGUCAGGGCACCUUGUAAGACACCAGCGAGUUCACACAGGAGAGAAACCGUAUCGUUGCUCCGACUGUGGGAAAAGUUUCAGUUUGCCAGGAAACCUUGUUUUACACCAGCGAAUUCACACAGGAGAGAAACCGCAUCACUGCUCUGACUGUGGGAAAAGUUUCAGGAGGUUGGGAGACCUUGUAAUACACCAGCGAAUUCACACAGGAGAAAAACCGUAUAACUGCUCAGACUGUGGGAAGAGUUUCAGUUUGUCAGGAAACCUUGUAACUCACCAGAGAGUUCACACAGGAGAGAAACCGUAUCGCUGCUCUGACUGUGGGCAAAGUUUCAGUCACUUGGGAAACCUUCAAACACACCAGCGUAUUCACACAGGAGAAAAACCGUAUUACUGCUUUGACUGUGGGAAGAGUUUCAGUCUGUCACGAACCCUUGUAAGACACCAGCAAAUUCACAUGAGAAAAAACAAAAAAGACUGCAUAAAAAACCUUUUGUGCGUUUUACUCAGAAGAGCCAGCUUCCCAAUGUUUCAGUGCAGCAGCUUGCUAACUUAAUGAACUGUAUCUUGUAUUUGCUCUGAUAAGGACUGACAUUAUUGGAUAUUAUACAGUAAAACCUGCAUGAGCAACUACCUCAGAAGAGAGACAGCCUGUCAUGAGCGACUCCUUGCAGAGGACAUGGAAAGCUUUUCCCUAUAACAAAGAGUACUGCUUUGAGAGUUU